AUGACGCAGGCGGCGGCACAGCUUGGAAUGCGGAUCCUUUCAACCGAAGAUGACCUUCGUCGACUGCGACACCCUUGCUACGAAACUGCGCAAGUGACCACUUUCGAGUCGCACGACAUUUUGCGACGUCAGGCCAUCUAUCCAGCGUCAAACUUGUUCGGCGACCAUGCUGGUGGCGCUGCAGCCGGCUUGGUGCCGUUCUGGAUUCCCCGGCGUGAUUCUCAGUUUAUGGAGUUGAACGAUGGAGCCCCAAGAUGCACUGGCGAAAUCCUCACAAGGUGGACAGCUCCAGUUUCUCACACCUUCGAUGUGUGCAACCGCACAGACCUGUUGAAGUGGCAUCUCGGCUGCAUCGUACUUCGCCAUGUUGUGGUUCAAGGUCUCGCAUGCCCCGACGUCUUAAUCCUGGAAUGGCAGCGCUGGGUCGUGAACCUGGGCGCUGGAGAUGGCUCUUGUGGCCAGGACGUCGUUCGACAGGAUAAUCUCGCACGGGGACUCUUCGGCAUGUCGGACCCGACGAACUGCUUGCUUCGAGAAGGAUUUGGAGGUUUGGUGUUCGAGGGUGACGACAGGCGCCUCCAUGACCUCCAGAGCCUCGUGGAAAAUCGCACAGAUGUGGAGCUUCAUUUUGGUUUCGUGGAUCCUGGUAUUGCAACGAAGCGCAUCCUGGAGUAUCAAGCGCACCAUGGCCCAUCAUCUCCACAGUGGCUCAAGGUUGACGUGGACAACUGCGACUGCUGCUUUGUGGAAGAUGUUCUGAAAGCGGGAAUCCGACCUCUUCUCAUUCAUGUGGAAGUGCACCCGCUGGUUCCUCCACCCUUCGUGUACAGGCCGGUCUUUUUCGAUCCCAGCAUUGGGGACUCGAUGCUCUCGCUGAGUGUCCUGGAGGGGCGUCCUGGACACAUGCUUCACUGUUCACUUUCUGCCUUCGAAGA
Molecule: messenger RNA, 935 nt
Organism: Symbiodinium sp. CCMP2592
Lineage: Eukaryota; Dinophyceae; Suessiales; Symbiodiniaceae
Source: the annotation of a GenBank genome assembly